This is a messenger RNA of Malania oleifera, 2241 nucleotides long. RefSeq lists its product as uncharacterized. Lineage: Eukaryota; Viridiplantae; Streptophyta; Magnoliopsida; Santalales; Ximeniaceae. The transcript is spliced from 9 exons. Bases 1 to 2241 code for a protein of 746 amino acids. The record is from RefSeq and is a predicted model, not a curated record.
AUGAGAAGAGAGCAGCGCUGGAUCUGGGAGAGGCGUCUUGCAGCUUCAAGAAAAACAGCAGCACUGGGGGUUCUUGAGAUUUCUGUUUUGCAGGUUCAGAGGGCAGCCGCACCCGAGCGCAAGAGAGGAUUUUCAGCGGCCGUGAGCGAGAGCAGCCUUGAGAGACGGCAGCACAGAAGAGGUUUUCUUCUUCGUGUGUUUGCAGCUCCAGAACCGAGAGAGACGCUGCACCAUCUUCCUCCACAGCUAGCCGCGAGUUCUUCCCAGCAGCAGGAGGCUUCCCAGCCGAGCGAGCACCUGCAGGACCGAGAGGCUUCAGCAGUUGCGCGGGAGAGUGAGGCCGCACGGGAGAAGAAGCCGGCAGGAGGAGGUGCGGCGCUGGGAACCACCAUAGGAGAUGCUAAAGAGGUGCAAGGGUUACAAGCUUGCCAAGGUGGAGAAUUGGGGCAGGAGAAAAAAAUGAGAAGAGAGCGGCGCUGGAUCUGGGAGAGGCGUCUUGCAGCUUCAAGAAAAACAGCAGCACUGGGGGUUCUUGAGAUUUCUGUUUUGCAGGUUCAGAGGGCAGCCACACCCGAGCGCAAGAGAGGAUUUUCAGCGGCCGUGAGCGAGAGCAGCCUUGAGAGACGGCAGCACAGAAGAGGUUUUCUUCUUCGUGUGUUUGCAGCUCCAGAACCGAGAGAGACGCUGCACCAUCUUCCUCCACAGCUAGCCGCGAGUUCUUCCCAGCAGCAGGAGGCUUCCCAGCCGAGCGAGCACCUGCAGGACCGAGAGGCUUCAGCAGUGGCGCGGGAGAGUGAGGCCGCACGGGAGAAGAAGCCGGCAGGAGGAGGUGCGGCGCUGGGAACCACCAUAGGAGAUGCUAAAGAGGUGCAAGGGUUACAAGCUUGCCAAGGUGGAGAAUUGGGGCAGGAGAAAAAAAUGAGAAGAGAGCGGCGCUGGAUCUGGGAGAGGCGUCUUGCAGCUUCAAGAAAAACAGCAGCACUGGGGGUUCUUGAGAUUUCUGUUUUGCAGGUUCAGAGGGCAGCCACACCCGAGCGCAAGAGAGGAUUUUCAGCGGCCGUGAGCGAGAGCAGCCUUGAGAGACGGCAGCACAGAAGAGGUUUUCUUCUUCGUGUGUUUGCAGCUCCAGAACCGAGAGAGACGCUGCACCAUCUUCCUCCACAGCUAGCCGCGAGUUCUUCCCAGCAGCAGGAGGCUUCCCAGCCGAGCGAGCACCUGCAGGACCGAGAGGCUUCAGCAGUGGCGCGGGAGAGUGAGGCCGCACGGGAGAAGAAGCCGGCAGGAGGAGGUGCGGCGCUGGGAACCACCAUAGGAGAUGCUAAAGAGGUGCAAGGGUUACAAGCUUGCCAAGGUGGAGAAUUGGGGCAGGAGAAAAAAAUGAGAAGAGAGCGGCGCUGGAUCUGGGAGAGGCGUCUUGCAGCUUCAAGAAAAACAGCAGCACUGGGGGUUCUUGAGAUUUCUGUUUUGCAGGUUCAGAGGGCAGCCGCACCCGAGCGCAAGAGAGGAUUUUCAGCGGCCGUGAGCGAGAGCAGCCUUGAGAGACGGCAGCACAGAAGAGGUUUUCUUCUUCGUGUGUUUGCAGCUCCAGAACUGAGAGAGACGCUGCACCAUCUUCCUCCACAGCUAGCCGCGAGUUCUUCCCAGCAGCAGGAGGCUUCCCAGCCGAGCGAGCACCUGCAGGACCGAGAGGCUUCAGCAGUGGCGCGGGAGAGUGAGGCCGCACGGGAGAAGAAGCCGGCAGGAGGAGGUGCGGCGCUGGGAACCACCAUAGGAGAUGCUAAAGAGGUGCAAGGGUUACAAGCUUGCCAAGGUGGAGAAUUCAGGGGGCAGGAGAAAAAAAUGAGAAGAGAGCGGCGCUGGAUCUGGGAGAGGCGUCUUGCAGCUUCAAGAAAAACAGCAGCACUGGGGGUUCUUGAGAUUUCUGUUUUGCAGGUUCAGAGGGCAGCCGCACCCGAGCACAAGAGAGGAUUUUCAGCGGCCGUGAGCGAGAGCAGCCUUGAGAGACGGCAGCACAGAAGAGGUUUUCUUCUUCGUGUGUUUGCAGCUCCAGAACCGAGAGAGACGCUGCACCAUCUUCCUCCACAGCUAGCCGCGAGUUCUUCCCAGCAGCAGGAGGCUUCCCAGCCGAGCGAGCACCUGCAGGACCGAGAGGCUUCAGCAGUGGCGCGGGAGAGUGAGGCUGCACGGGAGAAGAAGCCAGCAGGAGGAGGUGCGGCGCUGGGUAUCUCCAAUCUCCAAUAG